AUGGAGCAGGACAUUGCUGCACUGGAGCUGGUAGAAGUUCGAAAGUUACAUGAAUUAGUGCGGAGACUGGAAAUUCAAAAUGAAUUUCUAACCGAGAGGCGAAGAAAUAUCAACACCAAAAACCAGUCUCUCUCUGGUGUGCUUAUCAGCUGUCCCUCUUCGCUGGAAGAACAUCUAAACUGCUGUGAUUUGCCAGACCCUGAACCAGCAGAGGUCAACGGUGGGGAUGGUAUAUCUCCACCUCUUGAAAGCCCCAGAGAUACACUAGUGAGGCAGGAUGGACACGUAUAUGAUGGCUGUUAUACACACUUGCCCCACAGUGACAUGUUGGAGGAGACACACAGGCAAGGAUGCAUGGGGUCAGAGGAGCUGGUGGUCAGGGACACAGAGAAGAGAGCAGAGCAGUCUUCUCUGGAGCUAGUGGACCUCCUGGACCUAGAGGAGUGUUGUGAGGUGGAGAAUGAAGUGAGCUGGUUAUAUGAGUCACCCAAGAAAGGGGCAUCUGCUGAGAGAAGUGAUGAGUCCCCUAUAAAGUGGUGCAGACAGGUCCUGGACAACCCCAGCCCUGAAACAGAGGUGGCAUGUCACACACUAAUUAAUAUCCUGGACCAAAAGACGAGAUGGAGGAGUAUCUUUAGCAGUCGCUCCCACAGACGUCCUGUAGCCUUCCCUGACACUGGUCAUCUCUGCAUGGGCUCACCUUCCCCUCGGUACCACAGAUCAACUGACAGAAGUCAACAAACCAACAAACCUAACAGCUCAGAUGGCAAUGAUGCUAUUUUACCACCAUCAAUGGACAAGAAUGAGCCGAGUUUCUCAGAUGACUCCAUCACCAUGGGCUACAGGCUGCAGGACCUCACUGAUGUCCAGAUCAUGGCUCGCAUGCAGGAAGAGAGUUUACGACAGGACUAUGCCUCCAUCCCUGCUGCCGCUACACCGUUCAGGGGUCCUGGUGCAUCCAUGCUGUCACCUUCUAACUACAGCUACAAUGAUCUGGAGUUCGACAAGUAUAGCCUGGAGGACACAGUCGCAUACACACCGCCUCCCAGCCAGCUGCCCCACUACCGCCGUUCCCCAUUGGGCCAGUCACCCAGAGCCAUAGCCCAGCCUGGUUACAGCAGCCAGCUGCCAAGGCCUCCCAGUCAAGCGACCCCUCAAUCUAAGCUGUUUAAGAUUGCAAAGAGCAGAGAGGGUCUGAGAAGCAGCAUGUCCAACCAGGAUUCACCUCCUCGCACCAGCCUCCGCUCCCUCCAGGCAGUCAGGAACAGCCGCAACCUGGAGGCCAACGGCCAGCUCCUCACAGACCACCCCACCUCCCGGCUCACCUACCCUGUAGCAGGUUCAACCAGGUCUCCAUCAGGUGUUUCUCCUCCCUAG
Salvelinus namaycush (lake trout) is the source of this 1377-nucleotide messenger RNA. Its product is annotated as SLAIN motif-containing protein-like. Gene Ontology annotation, cellular component: microtubule plus-end. The record is from RefSeq and is a predicted model, not a curated record. The coding region runs from base 1 to 1377 and encodes 458 amino acids. The transcript has 7 exons. NCBI's taxonomy places the organism in Eukaryota, Metazoa, Chordata, Actinopteri, Salmoniformes, Salmonidae. Gene Ontology annotation, biological process: cytoplasmic microtubule organization; positive regulation of microtubule polymerization; microtubule nucleation.